Molecule: messenger RNA, 2034 nt
Organism: Salvia hispanica
Lineage: Eukaryota; Viridiplantae; Streptophyta; Magnoliopsida; Lamiales; Lamiaceae
Source: RefSeq, a predicted model, not a curated record
CUCAAUUCAUUUUCCCUAUUUCCAAAACACACUUCUUAGAGCAUCCACAGCAUAUCCUAGGAUGCCCUUCUCAUCAGCUAAGCCCGCUGUUUUAGAAUCACUAGUGGCGGGAAUGGAGGAAGGGCGGUCCAUUGGAAUCGAUUUGGGGACGACAUAUUCGUGUGUGGCGGCGUGGAAGCACGAAAGGAUUGAGAUUAUACCAAACUAUCAGGGCAACCGUACCACGCCGUCUCAGGUUGCUUUCACUGACACCCAUCGUCUCAUUGGUGAUGCCGCCAAGAAUCAAGUUGCCAAUAAUCCCUUCAACACUGUUUUCGAUUCAAAGAGGUUGAUCGGUUGCAAAUUCAGCGACCCAACGGUUCAAAGUGACAUGGCAUAUUGGCCAUUCAAGGUCGUUCCUGGCUCUGAUGACAAGCCUAUGAUCGCGGUAUCCUAUAGAGGGGAGGAGAAAGAGUUUUCUGCUGAGGAAAUCUCCUCAAUGGUGCUCACUAUGAUGAAGGAUAUCGCCGAGGCAUAUCUUGGAUCAACUGUGAAGAAUGCUGUUGUGACAGUGCCUGCUUAUUUCAACGACUCUCAACGUCAGGCCACCGUGGCCGCUGGAGCCAUUGCCGGCCUUAACAUUGUCAGGAUCAUCAAUGAGCCUACAGCUGCAGCCAUUGCGUACUAUCUGGAUAAAGGAGCUGCUAGCCAUGUGGCAAAGAAUGUGCUGAUUUUCGACCUUGGUGGUGGCACGUUUGAUGUGUCUGUGGCCACGAUUGAGGCAAAUGUCAUUGAAGUCAAGGCUAUCGCCGGUGAUACUCAUCUUGGAGGACAGGACAUGGACAACAUAAUGGUGAAUCACUUUGUGAAAGAGUUUGAAAGGAAGACGGGUAAGGAUAUUAGUGGGAAUGCAAGAGCUAUGAGGAGAUUGAGGAAUGCUUGUGAAAGAGCCAAGAGGGUUCUUUCCUCUGAUUUCGAAACCCCGAUUGAGAUUGAAUCAUUGAUAGAUGGGAUUGAUUUGUUUUCUACUAUUCGUCGUGCUAAAUUUGAUGACAUUAACAUGGGUUUAUUCAACAAAUGUAUGGAGCUUGUUGAGAAAUGCGUGAGUGAUGCAAAGAUGGAGAAAAGCAGUGUCGAUGAGGUGGUGCUGGUGGGCGGGUGCAGUAGAAUUCCUAAGCUGCAGGAGAUGUUGAAGGAGUUUUUUAAUGGGAAAGAGGUGCUCAAGACCAUUAAUCCAGACGAAGCUGUGGCUCGUGGUGCUGCAGUGCUGGCAGCCAAGUUGAGUGGUGAAGGCAAUGACAAUUUGGAAAAGCUCGUUCUUUUCGAAGUUACUCCAUUGUCCCUUGGUAUUGAAGUUGAUGGAGAUCGGAUGUCAGUGUUUAUUCCAAGGAAUACACCUAUACCAACAAGGAAGGAGAAAAUUCUUAAGACGGCCGGCGACAAUCAGACCAGAGCACUCUUUGCUGUGUACGAGGGCGAAAGAAGCAAGAUAACAGAGAAUAAUCUGCUAGGUGAAUUCAAACUCCAUGGCAUUCCACUAGCGCCCAGAGGUGUUGCUACAUUCAAAAUGUGCUUCGACAUUGAUGAGAAUGGUAUCUUAAAUGUGUCAGCAGAGCAUGUGGGUACUGGGUUGAAAAACGAGAUCACUAUCACCAACAACAAGGGCAGAUUGUCUAAUAAAGAAAUUGAGAGGAUGAUCAGGGAUGCAAAGAAGUACAAGUUGGAGGAUGAGAAGUUUAAGGAGAAAAUUGAGGCCAGGUCUUACUUGGAGGACUACGCCUACAAUUCGAGGAAUACCAUUAGAAGUGCAGCAAAGAUCACAGCAAAAGACAAGAAGAAGAUGGAGGAUGCUUUUGAGUCUUUCACAAAGUGGUUGGAGUGUAACAAGCAUGCAGAGGCUGAUGAUUUUAAACAAAAGAUGAAGGAGCUUGAGACUAUUUUCAAUCCCAUCAUCACCAAGAUGAAUUAAGAAUGAAAAUUGAUGAUUGUCAUUCUUUACUUUUAUCUAUCAAGAUUUUUGUUCAUAUUUGUGUAAUGGAGUUGCUUGUUCUCUUU